Molecule: messenger RNA, 556 nt
Organism: Caenorhabditis sp. 36 PRJEB53466
Lineage: Eukaryota; Metazoa; Nematoda; Chromadorea; Rhabditida; Rhabditidae
Source: the annotation of a GenBank genome assembly
AUGCAUUCCUGCAUUCUACUUUUAGCUCUCUUCGGCUCCGUCGCGGCAAAGAUUCAAAAGGCGUAUUACGGUAAUGUGAGGGUGGAACACGAAAAAUGACGAUGCAUUUCAGAAUGUCCCGAGCAACAAACGAUCACUCCGAAAAGGCCGAUAAACACUUCGGCCAUCUACACUUUUCCUACGAAGGCAUUCACUCAGUAUCCGGCGAACUCUGCUUGUGCUUGGAUUGUAAAAGUUUCCGUUCCAUUUCCAGAUGAAAUAUUCUUCCUUUGAGGUCAACAUUCCCUCCAACUACACAGUGAUCGUUCAGUUGAAGGCAACGAUUCCCGACGGAGGCCACGUCACUGUCACUCAGAUUCCGUUCCUCAAUCAAACUGAGAAGUUAAUAUGCACUAGCUCAAGUUCUCAUUCUCUGAAUUCCAGAUUCGUAGACGACAUGGAAGUGACCCGAUUCUUCAGUCCGCCACAGUUCGACAUCUUCUGGUACCCGGGUCCUUCGGACGACGGUAAUCUCAAGUUCAGCAUCCAAUUUCUCGAUGUGGAUCCUGAUGAAUGA